AUGGUGCAGCAGCCCUCCGACGACAGCUGCUGGUCCGCCGAGGACCCCAAGAAGGCGCACUCUGACGAGGCCGUCACAAUCGACGCAUACUUUUGCCGCAUCGGCGAGUUUGGCCGCUACCAGCGCAGCCACUAUGCCGUGGUGGCAGGUGCGUGGGUGGCCUGCGCCUGGAUCACGUUCAGCAUGGUCUUUGUCAACGCCAGGCCGGCGUGGUUAGCUGUCGCCGAAGGCACGACGACGACGCCCUGCGAUGAUCCGGACGCCUGGACGAUCGCCGACACCGCGCAGAGCGUGGGCGCCGAGUGGCGGCUCGUGUGCGCCGACGGCUAUCGACGGGCCAGCCUGGAUUCGCUCUACUUCCUCGGCUUUCUUAUCGGCGCAUCGGCGCUGGGCGCGGCGUCCGACCGGUACGGCCGGCGCAAGGCGUGCGCCGUCAGCGCCGGCAUCGCCGCCGGCGGGUCGCUCGCCAGCGCGUUCGCGCCGAGCUUCGGCGCGUUUGCAGUGCUGCGCUUCCUGGCCGGCAUCGGCGUGGGCGGGCUGGGCAGCGACUGCUAUGUGCUGGCGUCCGAGUUCAUCGGGCCGUCGUGGCAGAGUCGAACCGGCAACGCGCAGGCUGCCAUCUUCGCCGUGGGCGGCACGCUCCUUGCGCCGGUCGCGUUGUGCAUGCCCGGGUGGCGCUCGCUCGCCCUAGUCUCUGCGCUGCCCGCGGCGGCGUACGUGCCCGUCUUCUUGCUCGGCGUGGCGGAGUCGCCGCGCUGGCUCCUCGCACAGGGCCGCGCCGACGAGGCGGCCCGAGUGCUGCUGCGGGUGGGCGUCGUCAACGGCGCCACCGCGCAAGGCACGCCGCCACCCAAGCUCGCGACGAGUGGCGGAGGCGGCGGCGGCGGUGGAGCCGGGGCGCAGACGUCCGGUCGGGACGAGGCGGCGGGGGAGUUGCGGUCGCUACACGCCAACUUUGCACUCAGCGUGGCGGUUGAGAUCCCGGCUGACUUGCUCGCCGGCUGGCUGUGCGACCGCGUCGGGCGCAAGAUCACGCUCGCCGCCGCUUUUGGCGCGGCGGGCGCACUCUGCCUGAGCUGCGCCGUGCUACCCGCGAGCCUCACCGCGGGCGCCGCGAUGCUCGGCAAGUUUGCGAUCUCGGCGGCGUUCGCCAUCGUUUUCGUGUACACGGCGGAGCUCUUCCCCACGCCACUGCGCAACGUCGGCAUGGGCGUCUCGUCGAGCGCGGCGCGCAUCGGCGGCAUGGCCGCGCCCUCGGUCAUCCUCCUCGCAGACCUGCUCGGCGCGCGGGCGCCCAACGUCGUCUUUGGGAGCGCGGGCGCCGUGGCGUGCUGCGGCGUGCUGCUGCUUCCAGAGACCAAGGGCCGGCCGAUGCCCGAGACCGUCGCCGACUGCGACGACGCACGUGGACGCUCGAGCCGCCGGAGAAACAGCAUGAGCACGCGCAAGCUGCGCGUCGCGCCGCUCUCCGAGUCCGACGGCGAUGCGCCCGUCGACGAAGGAGCUCCGGUUGUGUGGUCCCCUGCGAGUGAGAGUUUUGGUACAACACAGCUCCAGCUGUCGAACUGA
This is a messenger RNA of Emiliania huxleyi CCMP1516, 1569 nucleotides long. RefSeq lists its product as hypothetical. The coding region runs from base 1 to 1569 and encodes 522 amino acids. NCBI's taxonomy places the organism in Eukaryota, Haptophyta, Isochrysidales, Noelaerhabdaceae. Gene Ontology annotation, molecular function: transmembrane transporter activity. The record is from RefSeq and is a predicted model, not a curated record. Gene Ontology annotation, biological process: transmembrane transport. Gene Ontology annotation, cellular component: membrane. The transcript is spliced from 2 exons.